AGCCAACACUUGGGCCACCGUAUGUGCUGAAUGCAACGCGAUGAUGGGCGAAGAGCCUGGCUGGGGGAAUGACGAGACGAAGCCACAACUCUUCCGCGCGACACUCACCCUCACACUGCCCUCCCGGUGCCCUCGCUCUGUGCCCCCUUGUCGAAUCUUGAAGAGUGUCCGAGAAGGAGUCCCAGGUAACACCUCGAGCCUCCAUCACUCAAGCGCCGGUCCUCCCACUUGUCGUUUGCCUACAUAACAAAGUCGGGACCAGAGACCCUGGGGAUCAUAAAGAAGUAAAGUGUCCAGUCCAACGUCCUCAUCGGCUCACCACCUUGAGGUUCCGCAGCCUUGCCCCAUAUCAUCCACUCUAAUCAAUAACCAUCAUGUAGCUAGGACGGCCACCUGCCCAAAGUUGGACAAGAUGGCAUUUCAACCCCCCACCGACCAUUUGGGUCCCUUUUCCCAUUCGUCCUCCCUCGAAAAUCCGCACCUGGGGUCAGCAGAGCCUUAUGACGACUCAAACCCGGACCUCCUUGGCGUCUCUUUCCCCUUUCCUUUUGGUUUCUGGCCAGACUUCUCUUGGGAUGGGAUCGAUUUCGACCAUUCACUCUACGCUGCUUACCCUUCCUCCUCUCGUGUUCUUGGGCCGACUCAUCAGGCAGCUCUCUCAACUCCAAUCCCAGUCCCUGUGCCCGCACCAGCACCGAGACUCUCCAACCCCUCGACCCAAGCUUAUCCGAAGGCUCAUGACAUCGUAUCUGAUCAGGCUCCCGACUAUCAUGCAUCCCCCAAUGCAGGACUAGCAUCAUCACUAUGUGGAACCAUUGGUCUACCCCGGGUGAUUGGCGUUGAUGCUUACUCCGGCCUGCCUCAAGGACUUUCCGGGAGUGGGGAACACGAUGGUUUCCAUACAGGACCUCCAGGCUAUCAACAGCCUAGCUCAGAGAGUCAUCACAAGGUCCGGGACUGGCGUUUCGUGGCGAAGCAACCCAGAGCAAACCUGAACAGUGCAAAUCCAGGACAGCACCAACAUUUAUACGGCGUUUUUCAUCCGAACCUCAGCCACUUGUCUCCAAACGUUAUUCAUACACCGGCAUUGCCAGAAGAUGCCUCAUCGUCCCAGCCAUGGCAGUCUGUCGGAGGCUCAGGACAUGGAAUUUGGACGGAUCAUGGAAAUGGAAGCCUUCUCAUUCAGAAAUAUGUUGGUGAGUCAACAGAAACAGAGAACCAAUGGUUCAGUCCUCAAGAGGAUCUCUGCGAUUGGGUGACACCAGUUUGCGAAGGACAUGACGGGCAUACCGUGCAUCAUGAGUCAACCGGGUUCGACCACUCCGUGGGGGUCCAGUCUCCUUUUGAUGGAUGUGGAAGCCUGAUACCGUACUCAACAUCACGUACGCCGGAGUUGAGAGAUGACCCACGAACCCCGUCUUUGUCAACAAAUGCCACCACUCCUGAGUCGACUGGUAACUCUGGCCCACUCACUCCGGAGCCCAGCUUGCCGAAUAGCAUACGGAAGAGCCAGCCAGCGACUUUCCAGUUUGUUCAGUACACUGCUGGAAGCGACACAGGUGAUAGGACCUCCAAAAAGCGGCUGACUUAUGGCGAUGAUGAUCAAGAUGGUUUAGCCAAUAUCGUUACGAAAGAUGUCUUGAGAGAUCAAGAAGGGACGGUUAAAGGCAUCCAGAUCGUCUUUCACCAUCGUGAAAAAAUCACCAAAAAGGUUCGACGAACAGAAGAGGAAAAGCGAACCAGUGCGUUAGCUAGAAAAAGAGGUGUUUGUUAUUGGUGCAAAGAGAAGAAGAGAAAGUGUGAUCUCCACGAGAAAGGACCGUAUGAAAGCUGCCGUGAAUGUGCGACAAAAAAGACAUACAAAGGUGUUCUGCGUAUGCCCUGCUUCACAUCGACACUAGCCGAUAUGCUCUUCUUUCGUGCAGGCCCGGCUGUCAAUGAACCACUUUUCAUUAAGCGGGAAACGGUCUUCAAGCUUGCAGAGUUCUCAAAACCAGACGUGGGCGUCAUUACGCUGAAGCUCACGCAAAACAUCGGCAGUCAUCAUUUGGUCGUAUACGCCUCCCAAUUCGAGCCAUUGCCGGGAGACAAAUUGUCAUACACGCCAACGGACAGAAGAACGGGACAAAAGCACGAAAUACCGAUGCCCCAUUUCUGUCUGACCAAUUACGAAAAGGUUCAUGGUCACAUAUUGGAGUAUAUCAACUUGUCGAAAAAGGACUACCUGCACAUGCUCAAGGAGGGUGGUGGUCUCACUUGGGAAAUUGUAUCAAUGGCCAUAAGAUACGCUGAAACAAAAAAGGGCUCACUUGUUGAUACGGCCCUUGAUCUCUGGGUUAUCUGCAGGAUGAUUGAAGACCCGUGGGAAUUACUGGAGGGCAAUGAACUCGGUGUUUCCCGUGUGAAUCUGCCUGGAACCAAAUUCCAUGAGAAAAUCCCAAUUCCUCCAAUGAUGGACACUCAACUGGACCAGGUCAUAAUUCAGUUUGUUCUGAAUCAUCUCCGAGGCAAGCUCAUUGGCCUGUUCGAGAAGAACAUUUCUCCAGCAAAGCCUGAGACUUGGUUCGAGACCUUUCUUGCCUCGUUUAUCCUGCUCACGCACAUCGAACGAUUGGCAGCACACUCUGUCCGACAUGCGGAGACCCACACAAUGCCGACCAAAUACUCCAACACCAAGUUCCUUGAGCAGGCUUUCAAUACUGCAAAGAUCAUCCUCUCGCGUUUCCACUACGCGUGUAACGGAUCUGUACCGCUUGGCCUUAACUGGAAAGCCUCCCAUGUCUCUUCAAUGGCCAAGCUUGGGCCCAAAGAAGUUGAGUUCAUGCAGAGAAUACAAAAGGCAUUCAAGGAGAGAGAACAUGAUCUUCGCAAUCUCCCCGCCAAACAUGAAUACGAGACUCAUGGGCAUUGGUAUCAUCAACUAUUCAUCGAAGACUGGGACACGUCCCCUGUUGAUGUAAAAGACCCGUACAAGUGACUGAACCCCAGAAUGGAGUGGGACAGGUUCCCCUUGUCGGGUGGGCGUUGAACGGGGACUCUGUUCUUAGCACCAGUGCCGGAUAUUGGAUAGACAAACUCUGAAAACUCCCACGCAUUGCGGCUCAAAGGAACCUCAGUUGCCACUACAUUUUCGGAGUUUGGUGUAGAUCGUGACGAAAGAAUUAGAAAUAUGAUACCCCCACUCGAACACGUACCAGCGUAGUUCAUUUCGGUGACUGCUGCCAAAAGUCAGCCGGCAUGGCAGCCUAAGAGUCUGAAUGGCAGCCUGGGGCAAGGGUGAAGCAAAUUACAAGUCAACCAUUCAAGACCCAUGGUAUAAUAUCCCGUUAUUGGUUCAUUCAGAUGCACAUCAAUCAGUCGACCUUUUUUUAUUACGCAAUGGGGUACCUACGCUUCGCCGUUCCAUCAGCCCUAUUUGCACGACGUAGG
Neurospora tetraspora is the source of this 3429-nucleotide messenger RNA. RefSeq lists its product as uncharacterized. The transcript is spliced from 7 exons. The coding region runs from base 413 to 2977 and encodes 854 amino acids. NCBI's taxonomy places the organism in Eukaryota, Fungi, Ascomycota, Sordariomycetes, Sordariales, Sordariaceae. The record is from RefSeq and is a predicted model, not a curated record.